Penaeus monodon (black tiger shrimp) is the source of this 400-nucleotide messenger RNA. RefSeq names its product kin of IRRE-like protein 3. The annotation marks the transcript as partial. The record is from RefSeq and is a predicted model, not a curated record. The transcript is spliced from 2 exons. NCBI's taxonomy places the organism in Eukaryota, Metazoa, Arthropoda, Malacostraca, Decapoda, Penaeidae.
AUGUCACACGCUAAGUCCAACAGAGACCAUUGUCCUCCUACACACAACCAUAAAAAAUACUUAGCUUGUGAAAAAAACGAGUUCGUCAAUCCUGGCGUGAAGCGAGACCCACCCGGCGACCCUGUCAUCACGGGCUACGAGGUGGGCGAGGUCCUCCGGGCGGGGGCGCGGCGCACCCUCACCUGCCACGUUUCCGGGGGCAAACCACGUCCCUGGGUGCUGUGGUACCGAGAGGGCCGACUGCUGGAUGACAACACCACCUCCACAGGCCCAGGGACGGUGGUUAACAGCCUGGACGUGGCGGUGACGGCGGGGGAGGACGGCGCUGUGUACGUAUGCAGCGUGUCCAACGACCUCAUGCAGGAGCCUCUCACAGCCAAUGUCACCUUUACUGUUUACU